CAGCAACUCAGUUUCUAUGUGGAAGCAAGAGCAAUGUUCUGUAAUCUGGAGCCAGUUCUUGUACAGUUAAUUUACAGUGUCAACCAUCUGGCCAUGGAGACUAAAAAGGUGAUGAAAGGAAACCAUUCAAGGAAGACUGCCUCCUUUGUCAGGGCUUGCGUGGCUUUCUGCUUUAUCACUAUACCUUCUCUGACCAGCAUCUUUAGCCGGCUCAACUUGUACCUUCAUUCUGGCCAAGUGGCUCUGGCAAACCAAUGCCUUUCACAAGCGGAUGCCUUUUUCAAAGCUGUAGUAAGCCUUGUUGCUGAUGUACCAAAGACUAUAAUUAUAGAUGGCAAGAUACGUUCUUCUGAGGCCUUUCUCCUGGAAUUUCUCAGCAACUUCUUCUCCACAUUACUGGUUGUCCCUGACCAUCCAGAACAAGGAGUUCUGUUCCUGGUUAGAGGACUUCUAAAUGUGACUGAGGAUUAUACCUGGGAAGAUAAUAGUGAUGAUAAAAUUCGGAUCUACUCAAGUGUGCUGCAUUUGUUGGCUGCAUUGUGUCAAGAGAGUUAUUACUACCAUGUAGAUAAAGUUGACUCCAACGAUAACCUCUAUGGAGGGGAUGCAAAAUUCCUAGCAGAUAUUGGAAAAUUGUGUGACACACUUAUUUGCCAGAUUGUGGAGCACCUUAAAGCUCUUGGAAAAGAAAAGACUCUGAAGCGUCAGAGUACCCUUGCUCUGCUAUUCUUUAACAGUAUUCUUGCUCAUGGGGAUCUAAGGAACAACAAACUGAAUCAGCUGGCUGCAAAUCUGUGGAAUUUGGCUCAAAAACAUGGUUAUGCUGACACCAAAACUAUGGUUAAAACGCUGGAAUACAUCAACAGAAGAAGCAAACAGUCUGAGUCAAGGCAUCUGAGUGAACUAGGAAUGAGACUCCCUCUGCAGUCUAGAACCUAAUGAAAUGUUGAGCAUUUUUCCAAAGUUGCUAACAAGCAGGGCUUGCAGUGCAGUACGUGGUAACUUA
Messenger RNA from Nanorana parkeri, 1006 nucleotides. Its product is annotated as UPF0505 protein C16orf62 homolog. Gene Ontology annotation, biological process: endocytic recycling. The transcript has 8 exons. The record is from RefSeq and is a predicted model, not a curated record. The coding region runs from base 34 to 939 and encodes 301 amino acids. Gene Ontology annotation, cellular component: endosome. NCBI's taxonomy places the organism in Eukaryota, Metazoa, Chordata, Amphibia, Anura, Dicroglossidae.